CUGAUCAUUUCAAGAAGUGUUAGCUGAACAUUCACCUUUUUCCCUGUACAUGAUUAAGAGCUGGACAUUGGUUGACGUGCACGGGCACCGAGCAGCUCAUUCACAGCUGAAUUGAAUUAUUCCAUCAGAGAAAAGAUAAAAAAGGAAAUGGGAAAAGCACUAUCAUUCCAACUUCGUCUCUCCACGAUCCAGAGGCGCACACGAACUCAUCAUGAGCUCGACGCAACGCAGGGGAGAAAGAGCGAGAGGAGCCGAAUCCCUCGCUCGGCGCUCGCUUUGUUCCUCGCCGCUUUGCGCUCCCUUUCUUCCCCCGCUCCGAGCACCUCCCUCCCCCCGGCGCGAAAAGCUCUCCUUUGUACCCAUCUUUGAGCCCCCAAAAGCCUACCCGCCGAGGGGCAUCCGUCUCCACGGCGGCCCAGACCCGUCCAUGGCCACGAACAGCCGCUCCAACUCUGCUUCCUGGAAGCUUCUCCAAUCCAGCCACGCACACCCCCCCGGCGGCCCGCCUCCCGAUGCACCCCGCCGCUGCCCAUUCCAUCCCCAUCCCCGAUCGACUCCCCCACCGCACGGUCAUGCGCUCGCUCGCAGGCCACAGCUAGCCGGUGACAGCUCCCGGCCGCCCCCGCCUUUGCCACUUUCCGGCCUGACAAAAUCCCGCGCCCUUUCUGCAGGCGUACGUCGGCACUGAAAGAGAGGAGCCGAGGAGGGGGAGGACGGAAAAGCCGAAAGCCAUCUAUCCCCUCCUCGGGUGGGUGUGCUCCGAAUCUUGGCAUUUCUAGGGAUUCUGUCAUCCCGGUGUGGCGAGGCGGGUGGCGCUUUACGGUCUUUUGCCCGGCCGGGGAGCGUGUCCGUGACGAGACCGACCCCCCCACACACACCCGUGGAAGAAGCUUCCACGCUGCUUCCUCUGCUUUCCUGCGCCCCGGGCUAUUUAUAGCCGCCGCGGUCACUGCCAGGGGGUUUAAGCUAACGGUGCGAGCCGGCCGCCCCAGGUGAAUCCGAGUGAGCCUAGUGGUCUCGACCUCUCGAGGUGUUGGCUCGCACGUGGGCCAGAGCGGUGUCGCCAUGGACCUGAAGAGGGCGCUGGACGUGGAGGAGGAGGUGGUGGACGGCGACGAGGAGGAGCUCGCCGCCGGCUGCCCCGACGCCAAGCGCCGCCGGACGUUCCUCAAUAGCUCGAUGCAGGAGGCCAUCGGCGCGCAGUACAUGCAGAGGCAUCUGCCCAAGCUGGAGCCGUUCCUGCGCAGAGUCGUGCAGGAGGAGGUGCAUAAUGUCCUCAUCCGACACAUCGAUUCUGCACACAGGCUCCCACUGCAACUGAAAACAAGCAGCAAACGGUACAAGCUGCAGUUCCAGGGAAACCUGCCGCAGACGCUUUUCACAGGCAACAGAGUGGAGGCCGAGAGCAAGCAGCCGCUCCGGAUCGUCCUGACCGACGCCGCCACCAACCAGACGGUGACCUCCGGCCCCCUGUCCUCGAUGAAGGUCGAGCUCCUCGUCCUCGACGGCGACUUCAACGCCGACGAGCGGCUGGAGCACACCGAGAAGGAGUUCAGCGAGAGCGUGGUGUUCGAGAGGGAAGGCAAGAGGCCGCUCCUGUCCGGUGAGGUGAUCAUCGUGCUCGAGAAGGGCGUCGCCUCCAUCCGCGACAUCUCCUUCACGGAUAACUCGAGCUGGAUAAGGAGCCGGAAGUUCAGGCUCGGCGCGAGGAUGUCCCGGGCCAGCUCCAUCGAAGAACGGGUGCAGGAAGCUGUCAGCAAUCCCUUCCUCGUCAAGGAUCACCGUGGAGAAGUGUACAAGAAGCACCAUCCUCCUGCAUUAGCCGACGACGUGUGGCGCCUGGAGAAGAUCGGGAAGGACGGGGUUUUCCACAAGAAGCUUGCUGACUUUGGAAUCCACACCGUUCAAGACUUCCUCAGGAACCUGGUGAUGGACCAGUACGGACUGCGCAGCUUGCUUGGCGGCGGGAUGUCGAACAAGAUGUGGGAGUCGACGGUGGAGCACGCCCGGGAGUGCGUGCUGGACGACAAGCUCUACUCCUACUGCAGCGGGCACGGCAUCGUCCUCCUCUUCAACUGUGUCUACGAGGUCGUCGGCGUGAUCGUCGGCACCAACUGCUUCACUUUGAACGCCCUCGAUCCGACCCAGAAGGCGCUGGUGGUGAAGCUGCAGCAGGACGCGUACAAGUUCCCGGACCGCAUCGCCGAGUUCAAGGUGCAGUCGCAGGGCGCCCCCGCGGACCAGCCACCGGCCGCGGCCCAGGCCCUGCCCGUGCCCGCCGCGCAGGUGCUCGGCCUUAUCCCACAGGGCACUCACCUUCCAGGAGGCGCCCCGGGCUCGCACGACGGCGACCUGCUGCUGAACCCGCUCCUCCUCCAGCAGCAGCGGCCGCAGCCGCUCAGCGAGGCCCUGGAGGACGUGCUGCAGUCGGCCGGCGCCGCGCACCACCAGCUCGGCGGCGCCGAGCCGUGGUCGUUCCCCUCGUUCGGGGUCGGCGUCGGGGCGGGCGGGUUCGACGCACGGGACCCCUUCGACGUGCAGUUCAGCGGGUCGCAGACGUGCGGGCUGCUGCUCUCCAGCACCGGCGCCAGGUUGUGAGGCCACGACGCGCGCGCUUGUUUUCGCUGGGCACGUCUUCCAUGCGGUGUAGGAUGGGAUCGCGCGGGAGGAGCGUGGCAAUUGGCAUCAUCAUUUCGGCUGGAUGCCAUGCCGAGCCCUCCUGCCGGGUCGUGUCCGUUCGUCUAACUGUCUGCUGACAUUGACCAGUGUUUGCUGUUUGGCUUGAGGACGCCUGGGAGAAAGGCAAUAGCUGAUGCACGCAGAGAAGAAGAAAUAACUAGUGGUGCAAUUGGUAGGAUCAGAUGUGAAUCUUUUUUUCAUCUUUUAUCAUUUUGGGAUGUAACAUGAGUCGUGAAAAAAAUUAGCACUGCUCCGGGGUGUUUUGACUGUUCACCAGAACCCCUACCCAUGUGUGUAAAAGCGUAAAAAAGGUGCCUUGUUUC
Setaria italica (foxtail millet) is the source of this 3002-nucleotide messenger RNA. Its product is annotated as calmodulin-binding protein 60 D. NCBI's taxonomy places the organism in Eukaryota, Viridiplantae, Streptophyta, Magnoliopsida, Poales, Poaceae. Gene Ontology annotation, molecular function: DNA-binding transcription factor activity; calmodulin binding; sequence-specific DNA binding. Gene Ontology annotation, biological process: regulation of salicylic acid biosynthetic process. The transcript is spliced from 7 exons. Bases 1066 to 2598 code for a protein of 510 amino acids. Gene Ontology annotation, cellular component: nucleus. The record is from RefSeq and is a predicted model, not a curated record.